CCAUUCUUCUCCAUCACCCAAAAGUCAUCAUGUCAAGAGCUAAUUCACCGCCAAGCAAUAGCACUGGCUCCAGCAAUGCCAGCGAGAAUCAAAACAAGUCUCGUUCUCAAACACGAUCUCCAAUGUUACCUUUUUCUCGUUUACCACAUGCUACCAUCAGUUCUUCAGUCUCACCAACAGGUACUCCAACAUUACCCGGUAUGACGCCUACAAGUUCUUCACAAAGAAUCACGCGUGGUGCAAGUGUCAUCCCACCCGCCGCCGCUCAUUCCAACACAGCACCUAGCCUUGGUAGAUCCACAUCCUUGCAUUCACGAUCAUCACAAAGAUCCAUCAAUUCGGCCACCUCUUCACCGCCUUUACAACCUCAAAAUGCACCGCCUCUUUCCGGUAAACAAUCUCGUCAUCUUUCUCAUGGCGCUCAAACAAGGCCAGUUCCUCAACCUACAACUCAUCAAAAAGAUGCAUUUGAUAUGGCAGUAGCUUCUUCAGCUUUGUCUAGUAGCUCAGAAGGUUUACAAGCCUUAUUGCGUGAUCAUCCUGAAUUGGUCAGUUCAAGUUUAAGUCGUGCUGCUGGUCCAGAGUACAAUGAAGUAAGCGAAAGCACUCGUGGUAGUCGUGGAGGCAGUCAAAAGGGUAGUUUACCUGGAACGCCAGCAGAGGAAAUCGCUGCACCAACAAACAUGAGUGAAGUAUCGGUUGCUACAAGUGACAUUAAACCAAAUUUGGGAGCAACAGGUGCGAAACCGGACUACUCACAGGCAAAGAUCGUCGUUGCAAUGGUGGGGUUGCCAGCGCGGGGAAAGAGUUAUUUGAGCAACAAAUUGAUGCGAUAUCUGCGCUGGUUGGAAUAUGACGUCAAAGUGUUCAAUGUAGGUCAAUUACGAAGAGCUUUGGCAAAAGCAAAGCUCAAGGAAUCAGGACAAAAAGAAGAUCAUACAGCAAAGUUCUUUGAUCCCCACAAUCCAAAAGCUUACCAGUUGCGUACACAAAUGGCAGAAGAAUGUUUGGAGCAAUUGAUUGUUUGGCUUAAGAAUGGAGGAAAUGUGGGAAUCCAUGACGCUACCAAUAGCUCUAAAGCACGCAGAGAUGCAAUCGCAGCACGCAUUGCCAAGGAGCCGGAUCUCAAAUUGGUCUUUUUGGAAAGCAUAUGUACCGAUCCUGCAGUGAUUGCAGCCAAUGUGGCCGUCAAAGUUAGCAGUGGAGAUCCAGACUAUGCUAACAUGAGUCCAGAAACGGCAAAGAAAGAUUUCUUGGAGCGAAUCAAACAUUACGAAGAAGGUUAUGAAUCAGUUGAUGCAGAUGGUACUGAAUCACAUCUGAGUUAUUGCAAGAUUUACGAUGUGGGUCGAGCGGUGACUGUGAAUCAAAUCCAUGGAUAUCUGGAAAGUCGAAUCGCGUUCUACCUGAUGAAUCUGCACAUCACACCGAGAAAUAUCUUUUUCUCCCGCCAUGGAGAAUCUCAGUACAACGUCGAAGGAAAGAUUGGAGGAGAUUCAGACUUAUCAGAACGCGGCUGGCAAUAUGCAAAAGCUUUACCGCAAUUGGUCAAGGAUGCCGUUGGCGAUGCACCUUUGACAGUCUGGCAUAGUACGCUGAAAAGAACAGCGCAAACGGCUUCAUUUUUGCCUUAUCCGAAGUUGGCCUGGAAGUCCUUAGACGAAUUAGACGCAGGGGUCUGCGAUGCAAUGACGUAUGAAGAGAUUGAACAAUAUUACCCCGAAGAUUAUGCAAGUCGAGAUGAGGAUAAAUUCAAUUAUCGUUAUAGAGGAGGAGAAAGUUAUCGUGACGUUGUUGUUCGUUUGGAACCGGUAAUUAUGGAAUUGGAAAGACAGGAGAAUAUUUUGAUCAUUGGUCAUCAAGCUAUUUUGCGUGCUCUUUAUGCUUAUUUCCAUGCAUUAAAUCAAGAAGAUUUACCUUAUAUCAAGAUUCCGUUGCAUACUUUAUUGGAAUUGACUCCUGCCGCUUUCGGCACUCGUGAAAGAAGAUACAAAGCACCAAUCGAAGCUGUCAAUACACAUCGUGAUAAACCACCACAAAAAGAGACAAUCGCACCUGACAGUCCAGUCAGUGCGGACGAAUCCACAGUUUCGAAAGAAUUGAUGGAUGCAGCCACUUCUUUACCUCCUAGUCAAAUUGAUCCUUCGGGAGGUCAUAUUCUCGACUAAAUAGACCUUAUCCAAAUUUCGAUGAUAAUCACCACUUUGUAUUCUAAGCAUUUUUAUAAACAAAAAAAAGAGUAAUACAAUUUCAGCAUUUCUUCUUUACCUUCACACAAUCUUAUACUGGUCUCGCGAAUGAGCUGAAAUGUAUGAGUUC
Meira miltonrushii is the source of this 2319-nucleotide messenger RNA. Its product is annotated as bifunctional 6-phosphofructo-2-kinase/fructose-2,6-bisphosphate 2-phosphatase. The transcript is spliced from 2 exons. The record is from RefSeq and is a predicted model, not a curated record. Gene Ontology annotation, cellular component: cytosol. The coding region runs from base 30 to 2168 and encodes 712 amino acids. Gene Ontology annotation, molecular function: fructose-2,6-bisphosphate 2-phosphatase activity; ATP binding; 6-phosphofructo-2-kinase activity. NCBI's taxonomy places the organism in Eukaryota, Fungi, Basidiomycota, Exobasidiomycetes, Exobasidiales, Brachybasidiaceae. Gene Ontology annotation, biological process: fructose 2,6-bisphosphate metabolic process; fructose metabolic process.